Molecule: messenger RNA, 2128 nt
Organism: Sphaeramia orbicularis (orbiculate cardinalfish)
Lineage: Eukaryota; Metazoa; Chordata; Actinopteri; Kurtiformes; Apogonidae
Gene: rad51
Product: RAD51 recombinase
Exons: 10
Coding region: 312-1328 (338 amino acids)
Biological process (GO): mitotic recombination-dependent replication fork processing; DNA recombinase assembly; DNA strand invasion
Cellular component (GO): condensed nuclear chromosome
Molecular function (GO): ATP-dependent DNA damage sensor activity; double-stranded DNA binding; DNA strand exchange activity
Source: RefSeq, a predicted model, not a curated record
UUACACGGACUUCUGUGACAGACCGCUGUCACAGGAAGAGCCUACGGUAGCCCACGGGCACGCGGCCCGGAGGCAGAAGAAAGAUGAAGUCGAUUUUACGAUUUUCCUUUUUUAAAAAUCGUCCUAAUUAAAAAAUCCGAUUUCGAUUUAAAAUCGAUUAGUAGUAGUUGAACAACAGUAGUUGAAGGCGGACGUGACGUCAUUACGUCCGGCGUCAUUACGUUUCAUCAGUAUUUUCCGCGCGGGAGCUUUGGUUAUCAAACAACUAAGUUUGUGGGAAACGACAGCAGAAAACUGUCCAUUUCCUAGUCAUGGCUAUGAGGAGUGAGGCCAGGGUGGAGGCGGAGGUGGAGGAGGAGGAGAACUAUGGACCCCAACCUCUGAGCAGACUGGAGCAGUGUGGCAUCAGCGCCAGUGACAUUAAGAAGCUGGAGGACGCAGGUUUCCACACCAUCGAGGCCGUGGCCUACGCACCCAAAAAGGAACUGCUCAACAUCAAAGGCAUCAGUGAAGCCAAAGCCGACAAGAUCCUGGGUGAAGCUGCUAAACUGGUGCCCAUGGGCUUCACCACAGCCACAGAGUUCCACCAGAGGAGAGCAGAGAUCAUCCAGAUAUCCACCGGCUCCAAAGAACUGGACAAACUCCUGCAAGGAGGCAUCGAGACAGGUUCCAUCACUGAGAUGUUUGGAGAGUUCCGGACGGGGAAGACUCAGCUGUGUCACACACUGGCCGUCACCUGUCAGCUGCCCAUAGAUCAGGGAGGAGGUGAGGGUAAAGCCAUGUACAUCGACACCGAGGGAACCUUCAGACCAGAGAGGCUGCUGGCUGUGGCUGAGAGGUACGGCCUGGUGGGCAGUGACGUUCUGGAUAACGUGGCGUACGCUCGUGCCUUCAACACAGACCAUCAGACCCAGCUGCUGUACCAGGCGUCCGCCAUGAUGGCCGAGUCCAGGUAUGCUCUGCUCAUAGUAGACAGUGCUACUGCUCUGUACAGAACAGAUUACUCUGGUAGAGGUGAGUUAUCUGCCAGACAGGGACACCUGGGACGAUUCCUACGGAUGCUGCUGCGACUGGCAGACGAGUUUGGCGUUGCCGUGGUGAUCACUAACCAGGUGGUGGCUCAGGUGGACGGAGCAGCCAUGUUUUCUGCAGAUCCAAAGAAACCCAUAGGAGGAAACAUUCUGGCACAUGCAUCCACCACACGUCUGUAUUUGAGGAAAGGUCGAGGGGAGACGAGGAUCUGUAAAAUCUACGACUCCCCCUGUCUGCCCGAGGCCGAGGCCAUGUUCGCCAUCAACGCAGACGGAGUAGGGGACGCCAAGGAUUGAGGGGCGGGGCCGGGGCUGGGGCUGGGGGCGGGGCCAGCUCACUGAACUAAAGUGUCACUCUUCUGCUCCGUCCCAGUUUUGGACACUGAUGUUUGUCCAGUUAUACAACAGCGACCUGAGGACACCCCCCCCCCCCCACUUCAGAGCAGCUCAUAAAUGUCUCCAGGUUCCUUCUGUUUCUUCUACAACUCUAUUUGUAAAAGUGCAUUUAAUUUGUAAUUAAGCCCAUUUCCAAACAGUGUAACUGAAUGUAAGUAUUUUCACCUGUAUAAACGUCUGUUUGUCUUUAGUUGAACCUUCUGUAAAUAAUCAUCAGUCCUAAAAAAAGAAUUAAACUAGUUUAGAUCCACUGGAGUCCUUCACUAACAUCUGAUACUGUUCACAUAGAAUAAUAUAUUCUAGAUUAUAUACUAUUAUAUAGAGAAUAAGUGACAUGUCAGUGGGUCAGACAUCAGUGGUAAAUGAAUGUUUGUUUCUUUUCUUGUUUUUCUUCUGUUCUAACUCCAGUAUUUCGUCAUAAUCACAGUAUUUUCAAACAGACUUGAAAAUUUUUCACACUUUCUUUUAGGUCAGAAUUCAACAGUUUGUUCAUUUGUGUCUGAUUUUUAAAAUUCUAACAUUUAACAUUUGACCUGGAACCAAAAAUAAUAAUAAUAAUGUGAACCAAUAAUCACUGACAUAUGACAGGAGGAAAAAAUGUUUAUGUAGAAUACUGGAGAAAAAAGUGUUUGGUUUACUGUAUGAAACAUGACAUUUAAAGGGUUAAAAAUAUGACAGUUAUGGAGUAUUUGGUAUUUUUC